Molecule: messenger RNA, 2325 nt
Organism: Panicum virgatum (switchgrass)
Lineage: Eukaryota; Viridiplantae; Streptophyta; Magnoliopsida; Poales; Poaceae
Product: putative disease resistance protein RGA4
Exons: 1
Coding region: 1032-2291 (419 amino acids)
Biological process (GO): defense response to other organism
Molecular function (GO): ADP binding
Source: RefSeq, a predicted model, not a curated record
CAUUUGACUUUGAUUGGCUUCUCCUCGGUUGUAGAGAUGCAAAUCGAGAUAAACAAAUCGAACGAAUCUGAACGGACGUGGUCCUAUAUUGCCGUAGUUUAUGCAACCAUUUGGCUCCUCGAUUACGAUUCGGUUGUUUUCAGAUUUUAGCAUUAAGUAGUCCAAGUUGUUACUUGCACAAAAGUUGAUCAAAUUGUUGCCAAGAGAAUACAAUGAAUGAUUUGAUUGCCUAUUGUUCGUGGAUCAUGAUUAGGCACCGCAAGAAGGAAAUCGUAUUAUAUAGUUUGUAAGCUGUCGUGAAACCAAACAAAAUGUUUUCUCUAGGUUUAAUUGAGCAGUGCAUGUGCACGGGCACUUAACUAGUGCAUAGAACUAUUCGACCAAGCUAUUCCAGUUGUCCGUAUAUAACAGAUCAUAGAGAGUUGACCAUUUGUUCGGUUCGAGAAUCUUUCUGUACCUUGAUCCUGCAAAAGUAUUUCGAGUUGUCAUUAUUAAGCAAAACAUGAGACCCAAGUGUUGCGUUUGACAAACUACUGGCCUAGAGAUGCAUUUCGAAGUAGUAUUCUUUUUUCUCCCGGCCUCGAUUUGCUGAUGGAUGAAGGGCGGGCCUGGUGCAGCGGUAGAGCCUACCGUCUGUAACCGGAAGGUCCCGGGUUCAAGCCCCAGCCUCUGUACAUUUGUGCGGGAAAGGCUUGGCGCUUAAAACAACCCUUCCCCAGACCCCGCGCAGUGCGGGAAGCCUACAACAUUGGGUACGCCCUCGAUUUGCUGAUGGAUGGUCUAAAACUUCUACAAAGUGCACAUGCUUUCACAUGGUUUCGCAAUUUUCCUAAGAUUGGCUCCUUGUUGGUUGAUGAGAUGCAAAUCAAGAUAUUCAAAUCGGACGCAUCUUGACGAACGACGACAGUGCUCUGAGUCUUCCAUUUCCACAAAAGCAGCUUCUCAAACCCAUUGUCUAGGUUCUCCUCUCCACCCACACAACCGUGUUUCCCUGUGUCUUGUGCGUGUGUUUUUGAGCUCCAGGCGUAGCCAUGGCUGAGGUACUGGCCACCAUGGUGGUCGGGCCGCUGGUGUCCAUGGUGAAGGACAAGGCCUCCAGCUACCUCCUGGACCAGUACAAGGUGAUGGAGGGCAUGGAGGAGCAGCACAAGCUUCUCAAGCGCAAGCUGCCAGCAAUCCUGGAUGUCAUCACCGACGCCGAGGAGCAAGCAGCAGCCAAGAGAGAAGGGGCGAAAGUUUGGUUGGAGGAGGUCCGGAAGGUUGCCUACCAAGCGAAUGAUGUCCUCGACGAGUUCAAGUACGAGGCGCUGCGCUGCAAAGCCAAGGAGGUGCAGUACAAGGCACUCGGCAUGGAUGUAAUAAAGCUCUUCCCUUCUCACGACCGUAUUGUUUUCCGUUACAAGAUGGCAAACAAGCUCCAUAUGAUCUUGCAAGAAAUUGAUGUCCUCAUCGCAGAGAUGAAUGCAUUUAGGUUCAAGUUCAAACCAGGGCCGCCAGAGCCCACAAAUUACUUGAGGCAGAAUAAUUCUGAUAUCAUUGACCCAACAAACAUUGUCAGCAGAUCGAGAGCUAAUGAGAAGAAGAAGGUUGUUCGUAUAUUGCUUGCUCAAGUGGGUAAUGAGAAUCUCACGGUCCAUCCAAUUGUUGGUAUGGGAGGGUUGGGCAAGACCACCUUAGCACAGCUCAUUUACAAUGAUUCUGAAAUCCAGAAGCAUUUCGAGUUGCGGCUUUGGGUGUGUGUCUCUGAUAACUUUGAUGUGGAUUCCUUGGCUGAUAGAAUAGUGAAAGAGAAUGGUUGCAAACCAGAUGGAAGUUCAGCACUAGAGAAGCUUCAAAAUGCAGUGAGUGGGAAGAGGUUCCUCCUCGUAUUGGAUGAUGUCUGGAGCCGUGAUGAGCACAAUUGGGAAAGGCUGAAGUCCUACCUUCAACAUGGUCGCAAAGGCAGCUCACUGCUGACAACAACCCGUGAUGACAAAGUUGCUCAGCUAACGGGUACAACAGAAGCUCACAAUCUCAAUAGCUUGGAUGAAAUCUACAUAAAGGAAAUUAUUGAAACAAAAGCAUUCAGUUUGAGACAAGUAGAGCAAAGGCCUCGUGAACUAGUUGACAUGGUUGGUGAACUUGUGAAGAGAUGUUGCGGCUCUCCUUUGGCUGCCACAGCUUUGGGCUCUGUACUGCGUACCAAGACUAGCAAGAAAGAAUGGGAUGCUGUACUAAAUAGAAGCAUGAUUUGUAAUGAGGAAAAUGUGAUGGCAUAUAAGCCUAGUGUUUGUAUCUUAAUUAUGUUUUAGACUUGCCUUGGCUUCCAAGUUGAAGGGCCUUGGC